This is a messenger RNA of Cornus florida, 660 nucleotides long. RefSeq names its product 1-Cys peroxiredoxin. The transcript has 4 exons. The record is from RefSeq and is a predicted model, not a curated record. Gene Ontology annotation, biological process: cellular oxidant detoxification; cell redox homeostasis. Gene Ontology annotation, molecular function: peroxiredoxin activity. Gene Ontology annotation, cellular component: mitochondrion; cytosol. The coding region runs from base 1 to 660 and encodes 219 amino acids. Lineage: Eukaryota; Viridiplantae; Streptophyta; Magnoliopsida; Cornales; Cornaceae.
AUGCCAGGUCUGACAAUCGGAGACACCAUUCCAAACCUUGAAGUCGAAACCACCCAUGGCAAGAUGAAGCUCCAUGACUACAUUGGAGAUAGUUGGACCAUUCUCUUCUCUCAUCCUGGUGAUUUCACGCCAGUGUGCACUGCUGAACUUGGGAAGAUGGCAGCUUAUGCUGAGGAGUUUGCCAAACGAGGAGUGAAGCUUUUGGGCUUGUCCUGUGAUGAUAUUCAGUCUCACAAGGAGUGGAUCAAGGACGUUGAAGCCUUCAGCUGUGGGUGCAAGGUCACAUUCCCAAUCAUAGCAGAUCCAAACAGAGAGAUCAUCAAGCAACUGAAUAUGGUGGACCCGGAUGAAAAAGACUCUAAUGGAAACCAACUUUCAUCUCGUGCCCUCCACAUCGUGGGCCCCGAUAAAAAGAUAAAGCUGAGCUUUCUUUACCCGGCGUGCACCGGGCGUAACAUGGACGAAGUGUUGAGGGCACUGGAGUCAUUGCAGAAGGCGGCGAAGCUCAAGAUAGCUACUCCGGCGAACUGGAAACCUGGUGAGCCGGUGGUGAUCUCUUCAAGUGUGUCGGACGAGGAGGCCAAACAGAUGUUGCCUCAGGGUUACCAGACUGUUGAACUUCCAUCCAAGGAGGGUUACAUGCGAUUCACUAAAGUCUAA